This is a messenger RNA of Capsicum annuum, 396 nucleotides long. RefSeq lists its product as uncharacterized. NCBI's taxonomy places the organism in Eukaryota, Viridiplantae, Streptophyta, Magnoliopsida, Solanales, Solanaceae. The transcript is spliced from 3 exons. The coding region runs from base 1 to 396 and encodes 131 amino acids. The record is from RefSeq and is a predicted model, not a curated record.
AUGACCCAUGCCCAACAGAUCGAAUCAGAUAAGAUAAAAGAGAGGGAUAGAGUAAAAAGAAAUAAGAGAGCCAGAUCUGAGCAACCUACUUAUGGUAAGAAAAGAUCUCAAGGAGGGAAUCACCCUGAGUUUCAGAGUCGCUCAUCUAUGCCAACACCAUUGUCAGCUAUUGCUCCAGCACUUAGAGGUAGGCAAGAACAGGGAAACAGACAGGGGAAUCGUGAUGUUCGCCUCCAGGCUCAGACUGCUAGUGCUCCAGCUCCUGUAGCUCGUCCAGCUCCUACUCAUGGUGCUUCUUCCAUCACUGUUGACGGUCAGCGCCAAAAUAGAUUCUAUGCUUUGCCUUCCCGUCAGGAGCAGAAGGACUCCCUCGAUGUUGUUACUGAAUUGCAGUAG